This is a messenger RNA of Sardina pilchardus (European sardine), 1776 nucleotides long. Its product is annotated as interleukin-1 receptor type 2-like. Lineage: Eukaryota; Metazoa; Chordata; Actinopteri; Clupeiformes; Clupeidae. The record is from RefSeq and is a predicted model, not a curated record. The coding region runs from base 29 to 1048 and encodes 339 amino acids. The transcript has 10 exons.
ACCAGUCAAGAGAACAACAUUUUUGACGAUGAGGAGAGUGAAUGGAUUUGUCGGGUUCUUGCUGCUCAUUGCGAACUUGAGUUCCAGUCAGAUGGUAAACCCGGAACAAAAAGUGCACGGAGUAGAAGGCCAAGUGUCCUGGCUUGAGUGUGACGUGGAGGAGAACAACCUCACAGUGAUCUGGGCCCGAGACAACCAAACCCUGGACACAUCCACCUCUCGAAUCAAGGUGCAAGGUGCCAUGCUGUGGUUUCUACCUGCUGAAAAAGGAGACAGCGGAUUGUAUACCUGCAGGGAAAGCCUCCAGUCGCCUGUGGCGUCCGAAGCGAUUCUCUCGGUUUGGAGCAAGUCCUGUCCUCAGCCAGAUGAUAUUACAACGGUCCAGCAAGGGAACAAUAUGACCAACUUCUGCCAAAAGGACGAGAUCUCCCAGAUUGCUGUGGUUAAUCACAUCAGCUGGAUGAAGGACUGCAAGCCUAUUGAAAGCGAAAGACUUGUAAACAUUACGCCCAGUGAUGCAGGAAACUACACCUGUGUGAUGAAUUUGACCUAUGAAGGGAAGAGCUACCUGGCUUCGCAAACUACUUUACUACAAGUAAAAAAUGAUCCUCCUCUGCAGCCACCUGCAGUGAUUUACCCGAAAGAGAGCACAAUAUACAUAUCUCCAGGUCAGCCAGCUAAUCUGAGUUGUGAAGCAUCCCUUGGUCUUAAUAAGGAAAUAGUGACUGAAACUAUAACUUACUGGAUUGUCAACAAUUCCUUUAUUGAUGCAUAUCCAGGACUGAAGAAUCAUGCUCAUUCGACUAUCACAAUCAGAGAUGGGAUGUACUACUCAGUCAGCAACCUCUCAAUCACGGUGGUCCAACAGGAGUUCUUUCACAUCCCUUUCCGAUGCAAAUUUGCCAAUCCAGUGGGAGAAGCUUACAAAGAUUUGUGGCUGAAACCAAGUGAACCAAUUGGCAGUCGUGUUUUUUACAGCUGCCUCAUCAGCCUCGCAGCUCCCAUGUUGGCCAUCAUUGCUGUGCUUUGGUUCUUACGAUGCCGCUGAUGCAAAGAGAAACUAACUAACAUGUCCGGCGAGGCCAACGGCUCUUGGUACGCUGACACCUUCAUACCCGUGUCCUUCCAAAGGUCCUUAAAUCCAUCAAACAGAGGAAGAGGACAGAGGCUUGAAAUAUCAUCCCUGACUGCUGAGUUGAAUGUGUAUUAUAUGUUGACAAAUGUGUCCAGUGCUGCAUUUAAUAGACAGAGGAAGAGGUGGUGUCUUAUCUGAACAUCCUGCCAUACAUCCUAAUUUAGAAGUUAUAGGUUCUCUUUUUUUUUUUUUACGUUGUUACAUAAUAAAUAUUUAAAGUAUAGCCUAGUUGUAGUAGAGUGCAUGUGCACUAGGCGUUAGUGAAGGUUGUAGGCCUAUACUUGUGUUUCAGAAGAAAUGUGUUCAUGCCUGUCAUGUAAUUUUAUUAAGGUCUUCUGUUUUAUCUGUAGCCUGAAAUUGUACAAAGAGCAAAAGUAGUCGAUGCAUUACUAAACGCAGUUUGUGCAACCUCUUGUCUUUAACAUACAGUAGGCUACUGCAGUAUAGUUCUCUAAAUAAACACUAGGUGGCACUGUAAUAGACAGUUUUUGUCACUAUAGUCGGCUUAGAAUCACAUCGUAGUAGAAGUUGCAUGCAAUUCACCGUGUCCAUCCCUGGAGCUACAGUUGACCUCACCUCAGGCUCACAAAUAUUACCGUGGGUUACUUAUUACAUGGUGACAUUAAAAUCCAUGCAUUGUA